Molecule: messenger RNA, 1247 nt
Organism: Amoebophrya sp. A120
Lineage: Eukaryota; Dinophyceae; Syndiniales; Amoebophryaceae
Source: the annotation of a GenBank genome assembly
GUGGAAGUCCGUGGCGGAGUCAUGCGGCUGACUUGUGGAGGUCCACGCCGUGCCGCGCAGUGAGCACGCGCGAGGUUGGCCCACAUGCUGCGGCUGGGCCUCGUCGCGCCGUAUCUGGCCGACAAAGUGGAGGGCCGGCAUGAAGACCCGCAGCCGCGUGGCGCGUCAGGCGGCCACACAGCAGCGGAGCACGCAGAGAGUGAGAGCCAGCGAGGGCCUUUGGGCGGAUUCAAUGGGAUCGGGCCCCUUGCGGGCAGUCGAGCCGAGGGCGGCGAUUGUCGUCUACGAUGCCGGACAGGGCCGAUACCCUGACAGGCCGACACGCUGACAGGCCAGGCGGCGAAAGCCCCGCAGAGGAGCAACAAACGGCGCCGCCGUAGGGGUCAAAACUAACCCGAUCUUCACGCGGUGGAUAAUCCGGGCGGCCUUCGUUCGUGGGUUUCGCCGCCGGCCUGCCCGCCCCGCGGCGCUUCGGUUUUUCUGUGGCGCGCGGGUGUUGGGCGGCGCUGCCCGUAUGCCAUGCGAUGCGCCGACCCCUGGCCCAGCCGCGUGCAUUGCGCGGGCCCAAAACUGGAAACGGUAGGCCCAGUGUAGUUGUUGGAUGGGUAGCGCGGUGCUGUCGUGAGUGUGUCACUUCCUUCAAAUAACAGAGCGAGGCGGGAAAAUGGAAAACGAAAACACGGCCGGCAAAACGCGGCGCGCCUCAUUGUGGCCAUCUGCAACGCAUCAGCGGCGGAAUUGCCGGAGGGGCUGCAGCCCUGGCCGCGAUGUCGCCAAGACAUCUGAUCUGGCGGACGCAAAACGGGCCAAGCGGGCCAAAAAUUCGCGCAGUGCGCCCCCCAAUAGCAGCGCCAGCAGCGCGUCUGCGUCCGUGGGGCCCUCCGGGCUUGUCACUGAGAUCCUCGCGUCCCCAGUGAAGCAGCGCAAGACCCCGGAACCGCCCCCCGUGGCUUGUGGGGCUCAUGCGCCCCGCUUGUUCCGCCCUGGCGACUUCGGGGCCACGGCGCGCCGCUGCCGGGACCCCCUAGGUUCCCUUGGGGCUGCGGGUUGCGCCGCCCCCCCCCAGCGAGAGUUCUGGGCGAAGCUCAAGCCCCCGGAGCUUGCCGACGCGGCCGAGCUCGGCGAACAACUCACCGCGUGGAGAACGUUGGGCGGCACCUGCGCAAGCUGAUGAGGGAGCGCGGCGCGACAAUUCGGAAAUGGGCCCCCGACUGGAUCCCGCGGGUGGGGUGGGCAUGCCGCACGCG